AUGGUGAAAUGGAAGCGCCGUUUCUGCAGCCGCCAUCCCCGUCCCACGAUCGGGGCCAAUCACACCGGUCAAAUCCUAGCGCCGGCCCUAAAAAUAGGGUUGUCACAUCUACAGAAUAGGGCUACAGGGUCAGGGCGCGUCUGGUCUAAGAACCAGCAGUUUUCUCUCGAUGCCAUCGAGUAUAUGUCAAUCGAAACACUCCCCCUGUUCGCGCUCUUCCGCGUCGACUUCGUCUCUACAAUCUUGAAGGUGUACUGCAUCCACUCCUACAAUGAGCCAAUUCCAAUUAUUCCCUCCACCUUCGCCGUCGAGCCUGGGUCUCCAAUCCCUCUUGAUGAGAUCAAAGAUUCUACCAAAACCGAGGCUGUACUACUCCAGAUUAUUGAAGAUACUCAGUCUUUUCCACCUCCGCCAUCAAGAUCACCUCUUGCGCGAAACAAGUCUUCAGCAGUAACAGAAGCGUCGCCUGCCCACAUAUCUCCUCGGUCUCCGCGCAAUUGGAGCCGCCCUCCCAAGUCAAAUCGGGCAUUGCCUUCACAAAGCCCAAGCAAUACUAGCAGUAGCGGCAGAACUGUUUCUUCGGCGGUAUCGCCACAAUCUUCACAGUCAUCGGCGUCGCCGGUCCCAAUUAGAUCAAUUUUUCCUCAGUUCAAUCCCAAACUUCCACUCAAUAAGCAGCACUUCAAUCCCCCGAUGCAUGCCGAAACACCGGCUGCAAAGCCUCGCAGACCGCAACUUACUCUGUCGACGCCAUCGUCAGAUAUCGAUCAGGCCUUGGGGCCUAAAACAGUCCCUGCAAGCAUUUUGAACUUCCCCGCUGGGGUGUUAGAGCCGGAGGAGAUACGCUACUCUUCGCCGCAGGAGUUGGAGUUAUUAUGGGAGGCUGCCAAUGGCCAACGAGCACAGAAUCUGUUUGGUACUUUCAACAUGCGCAUGACAAGGACCGGCCCAGCGACGUUUACCUUUGGCAGCUCUCAACACCCAUUUUAUACGCUGGAGACGUAUUCAAACGAUGAUCUUUCCAUUUCCCGCGGUGUUCCAUCCAAGCCUAAUAGUGAUGUGCCCAUAAUGACACUAAGUCUCGAGGAGCGCCGUCGUCGAGAGCACCCCAAUGAUGGACUCGUCGCACUUCUCUUCUCCAGGCUGGCCGCCAUGCUCGCCAUCGAACAGGCUGACGAAGUCAGCAAAGAGCACAAUCUUGCAGGAUCCGAGGCAGCAGAAGUCGAAAGCAAUGCCCUGAAACGGGCUGCAGCUCAAGAAUCCUGCCGCUUAUCGUGGAAUCGCAACCUGCGGCUCUACGAGCUUCGGCAUCCUUCGUUAUCAAAACGCGAGCCCCCGGCCCUAGUGGGAGCUGCUGGUAUCCCACUCUCCCCUGUUAGGACUCAAUCGCCAGGAAUCUUGCACAUUACUGUCUCCGAGCCGUCUAGCGAUGCAUCGCCUCAUCAGCCACCAACGAUCAUUGUCACUGGGCCUGUCUCCUUCACGGCCAUGGCAGCAGCGCAGCAAGCCGCUACCGCACGCACAUCGACAAUGCCUGUAUCCGAUGCCGAUGAGCCGUUGGCGGCUCUAGACUUCGCGACACGGACUCUAUCAAUCUCUCCGGCCGCCGUAAUUGCAACCAUUCCCUCGCUUUACGCGAUUGACUCCCUCGUCGCGGCCAUGCUUGCCGUCGCGGUAUCAGACGAAGCCACCAACCCCAUCCUCGCAGACAUGUCACUCGGGUCACCUCUGCUGGAGCCUGCAGUCAUCUCCCAUUCUAGCAACUCAAUAAGUUAUAAUGGGCCACUGAUCAUGACCCUAGCCGAGCGCGAAGAUUAUGCUCAAAGCAUGCACCUGGCGGAUCAAAUAGAAUCCGCAAAGGCUCAGGCAGAUUUCGCACCCAAGAGGAAAAGCAUCUUGAAGUUCUGGGAACGAGCGCCCUCUACAUCACAAACGCAUUCAAAGUCAAAGUCGAAGAAGAAGGAAGAGAUUGUGGUCGAGGAGUUUGAUUUAGAGAAAUACGGUCGAUACGGACACUCCUCGUCGCGGAAGGGAGAGAAAUUGCCUGGGAUUACUCGAAGUUUGUUGAAGGUCCUGUUCUUUGGCUUGGAUCUGUUUGUUAAGACGUUGACUCUUCUGGUGAAGAUACUCGCUUGGUUAUUGGUUAAUUCAACGCGUUGUGUGACGAGUGAGAAGUUCUGA
Messenger RNA from Penicillium atrosanguineum, 2181 nucleotides. RefSeq lists its product as uncharacterized. The record is from RefSeq and is a predicted model, not a curated record. Bases 1 to 2181 code for a protein of 726 amino acids. Lineage: Eukaryota; Fungi; Ascomycota; Eurotiomycetes; Eurotiales; Aspergillaceae. The transcript is spliced from 3 exons.